UGAUGCAAUUCACAUUUCCAUGUACUAUAUUGGCAACAUAUUGAUCAAGGCUCAAGAGUGCAUGCCUGCUACCUCUGGUUCAAGCUAUUGUCAUUCUAGUUACACUAGCAGUACUCCACGCCCCCCUGCCACCAUUAUUUCCAUGCCUUAUGUUCCUGGAUUCUCCAGCUACGCUGCUGGAAAUCCCUCCCUGCAACUUCAAAUACAGCAGAUCUGUCACGAAGCGGCAGAGGCGGAGUGACUAGCGGAGUGACUAAGCAAGGCAGUGAGGCGGAGCGACUAAUCAAGUCAGUGAGGCAGAGCGACUAAG
Messenger RNA from Lentinula edodes (shiitake mushroom), 310 nucleotides. RefSeq lists its product as uncharacterized. Bases 20 to 241 code for a protein of 73 amino acids. NCBI's taxonomy places the organism in Eukaryota, Fungi, Basidiomycota, Agaricomycetes, Agaricales, Omphalotaceae. The transcript has a single exon. The record is from RefSeq and is a predicted model, not a curated record.